This is a messenger RNA of Octodon degus (degu), 2707 nucleotides long. It is a transcript of the gene Qsox1, whose product is annotated as quiescin sulfhydryl oxidase 1. Gene Ontology annotation, cellular component: Golgi membrane. Gene Ontology annotation, molecular function: flavin-dependent sulfhydryl oxidase activity; protein disulfide isomerase activity. NCBI's taxonomy places the organism in Eukaryota, Metazoa, Chordata, Mammalia, Rodentia, Octodontidae. The transcript is spliced from 13 exons. Gene Ontology annotation, biological process: protein folding. The record is from RefSeq and is a predicted model, not a curated record. Bases 191 to 2035 code for a protein of 614 amino acids.
CCUCGGCGGACCGCCAAGGGGGCGCUCGCCAGCUCGCGGCCAAAGCCAACCUCCCGGGCCGCGCCCGAGAAGUCUUGGGGCCCGGGGCGGGGCCACCUGGCUCCUCCUCGCGGGCGGAGGAGGCGAGAGGUGCCGCGGGCUCCGGCGGCCACUGGUAACGAACUCGCGUGCGGUCGCGCGGCCGCGAAGGAUGACGAAGAGCGGCCGCCAAUCGGGGCCUCCGCCGCCGCUGCUGCUGCCUCUCCUGCCUCUGCUGCUCGCGGUGCCCGCCGCCGGCGCGGCCCGGCUCGGGGCGCUGUACUUGUCCUCCGACCCCGUGACGCUGCUGCAGGCGGACACGGUACGCGGAGCCGUGCUCAACUCCCGCAGCGCCUGGGCCGUGGAGUUCUUCGCCUCCUGGUGCGGCCACUGCAUCGCUUUCGCGCCGACAUGGAAGGCGCUCGCCGAGGACGUCAAGGGCUGGAGUCCGGUGCUGAAGCUUGCCGUCCUGGAUUGUGCUGAUGAAACCAACAACGCAGUCUGCAGGGACUUCAACAUCCUUGGCUUCCCAAGCGUGAGGUUCUUUAAGGCCUUUACCAAGAAUGGCUCAGGAACAACACUUCCAGUGGCUGGUGCUAAUGUGCAGACGCUGCGGGAGAAACUCAUUGAUGCCCUGGAGUCCCACCGUGACACAUGGCCCCCAGCCUGUCCACCACUGGAACCUGCCAAGCUGGAGGAGAUUGAUGGAUUUUUUGCAAGAAACGAUGAAGAGUACCUGGCCCUGAUCUUUGAGCAGGAAGGCUCCUACCUGGGUAGAGAGGUGGCUCUGGACUUGUCCCAGCACCAAGGCAUGGCUGUGCGCAGGGUCUUGAACACAGAGGGCCCUGUGGUGAGCAAGUUUGGUGUCACAGACUUCCCAUCCUGCUACCUGCUGUUUCGGAAUGGCUCUGUCUCCCGAGUCCCUGCGCUGAUGGAGUCCAGAUCCUUCUACACUGCCUACCUGCAGAGGCUCUCUGGGCUUACCAGGGAGGCUACCCCAACCACAGCUGUACCAACCACUCCUGACAAGAUAGCGCCUACUGUGUGGAAAUUUGCUGAUCGCUCCAAGAUCUACAUGGCUGACCUGGAAUCUGCACUACACUACAUCCUGCGGGUAGAAGUGGGCAAGUUCUCGGUCCUGGAAGGGCAGCGCCUGGCGGCCCUGAAAAAGUUUGUGGCAGUGUUGGCCAAGUACUUUCCUGGCCAGCCCUUGGUCCAGAACUUCCUGCACUCCACAAAUGACUGGCUUAAGAGGCAGCAGAGAAAGAAAAUUCCUUACAGUUUCUUUAAAACUGCCCUGGACAGCAGGAAGGAGGAUGCUGUUCUUACCAAGAAGGUGAACUGGGUUGGCUGCCAGGGGAGUGAGCCCCAUUUCCGGGGCUUUCCCUGCUCCCUGUGGCUCCUCUUCCACUCCCUGACUGUUCAGGCAAGUCAGCAAAAUGCAGAUGGCUCACAGGAGCCAGCCAGUGGCCAGGAGGUCCUCCAGGCCAUCCGGAACUAUGUCCGCUUCUUCUUUGGCUGCCGUGACUGUGCUGACCAUUUCGAACAGAUGGCUGCUGGCUCCAUGCACCGGGUGAGAAGUCCAAAUGAUGCGGUUCUCUGGCUCUGGACGAGCCACAACAGGGUUAAUGCUCGCCUUGCAGGUGCUCCCAGUGAGGAUCCACAGUUCCCCAAGGUGCAGUGGCCACCCCGUGACCUUUGCUCUGCCUGCCACAAUGAGCUCAGUGGGGAGCCUGUAUGGGAUGUGGGCACCACUCUCCACUUCCUCAAGGCCCAUUUCUCCCGAAGAAACAUCGUCCUGCACUCCCCUCCAGCCGGACCAGCCUCCCGGAGGAGCAGCAUGCACAGUUUGGCAGCUACCCCAAACCUGGGGGUCGGAGCUCUGGGACUGGUGACCAGAAACUCAAUACUGGCCCCUGAGCGGGCCAGUAUCACUGAGUCCCCUGGAAGCACCGCUGAGCCAGAUAUUCCAGCAGAGAGACCUGAGCUUUUUGAAGCCCUGUCCCAUUCUCGAUGAAGCCUCAAUCUCUCCUGCUUGGCCUUAGCCCUAAAUUGGGGCAAGUGAGCCCAGUUGCCAAGGCAUCUCAUCCAUCCACUCCUCUUCCUUCUGGACAAGAAGAAGGCUUUGCACCUGAAAAGAAAGGGCUACCUCUGGCCAUUUCUGGCUCGCCCAUCCUCCAGCUCCUCAGACCUUUGUGGGGUUUGGCUUGGGGUAAGGGUGGGUUUUUGGAAGUCAGGUGAGCUCCUGAACCAGGGCUUCUGCUACAAGAAAAAUAUAGGUUGGGGUGGAUGUGGACUUGCCCAGCAAGGGUGGGUGGCAGCUGCUGGCUGUGGGAUGCAUGGCUUGCUUGCCGGAUGCUGAUGUGGUGGUGGGUAUGGGGAAGGAUGCUGGGAUCCACAGGGCCUUGGCUCUGGGCUUAGCCAUUCGAGGUCGUAGAGAAAACAGGAAGGAUACGCUUUGGCUUCUCAUUAAGCUGUACCCCUCUCUGAGUCUUUUGUCCUUUAUUUUAGUUGCCAAAAUCAGCACUAACCUUUGGUUGUGGAGGGUGCUGGGUUGGGGACAAUGUCCUCUCGGUUCCAUCUUCUAGUGGGUAGGACCAGAAGGGAGGACAGUGCUAUACAUGUACUUGCUUUUCACUGUACCCCACCACUUGGAAGAGAAGUAGAAUAAAUUAUUUUUAUUAAGGCA